Homarus americanus (American lobster) is the source of this 564-nucleotide messenger RNA. RefSeq lists its product as uncharacterized. Lineage: Eukaryota; Metazoa; Arthropoda; Malacostraca; Decapoda; Nephropidae. The record is from RefSeq and is a predicted model, not a curated record. The transcript is spliced from 4 exons. The coding region runs from base 1 to 564 and encodes 187 amino acids.
AUGGCAUCUCAUUACUACAUCAUUGACAGAAAGAGAUCGCCGAGACGUCCUCAUCUUGAGCCGCAGCGGGCUCGUCAGCGCAAACUCUUACUUCAAGUCGAUAAAACGGUGAAGGCAACAAGCCUCCAUAAAAAGUUUAACACUAAGAAUACAGAAGUAGAGAGCAAGCGUCGUGACCUGUACAUGGCCUUCAUCGACCUGACUAAGGCCUUCUCCUCAGUCAACAGGAGCCCCUGGUUAACCCUCAGCAGUUUUGGCUGCCCACCGGAAGAUUCAUCUCCAUCGGGGGAACAACUCCACGAUGGCGUGAACGGCAGUGACCUGUACAACGGCACCCAGUCUGGAUCAUUCCCAGCAAUACGAAGAAAGGUGUCGGCAGCUUCCAUUUCUGACCUUCAGUUUGUAGACGACCUCAUCCAUGUCACUCAUACUGAACGCGACCUAAAGGAGAUCAUGAACACCUACACAGAUGAGUAUGGACACUUCAGCCUUAAGGUGAAUCUUGACAAGAUGGCUACAGAAACACACAACAUGCUGGUAACAUUUAUGCAGAUGAAGCUGUGA